Messenger RNA from Microtus oregoni (creeping vole), 1774 nucleotides. It is a transcript of the gene Kpna7, whose product is annotated as karyopherin subunit alpha 7. Gene Ontology annotation, biological process: NLS-bearing protein import into nucleus. Gene Ontology annotation, molecular function: protein binding; nuclear import signal receptor activity. Gene Ontology annotation, cellular component: cytoplasm; nucleus. The record is from RefSeq and is a predicted model, not a curated record. The coding region runs from base 132 to 1646 and encodes 504 amino acids. Lineage: Eukaryota; Metazoa; Chordata; Mammalia; Rodentia; Cricetidae. The transcript is spliced from 11 exons.
GGGAAGAAUGAGCAGCCUCAAAACACCUGCUCACUACUGAGGGCAUUUAAGGCUGCCUCUGGGACCAAAUGCAGCAGUUCUCUGGAUGGGACUGGUCAGGCUCACAAACCCAUAGGUGAUCUUUAGUCAACAUGCCUACCUUAGAAGCUCCUGAAGAAAGGCUGAAAAAGUUUAAGUACUGCGGCAGAGAUAUGUCUGCAAGGCGACAGCAGAGGAUUGCCACCAACUUGCAACUCCGAAAGGCCAAGAAAGAUGAGCAGGUCUUAAAAAGAAGAAAUAUCAGCCAGUUCUCCAACUGUUCAACAGUCAAAGAGCAGGCCAACCUCACUCUGGAAGACAUAAUCAAAGGUGUGAAUAGCUCAGAUCCAAUGCUGUGUCUCAUGGCCACCCAGGCUGCCAGGAAAAUGCUGUCGCAGGAGAAGAACCCUCCUCUAAAACUGGUUAUUGAGGCAGGGCUCAUCCCCAAGCUGGUAGAGUUCCUGAAGGCGGCACCUCUCCCCGUUCUGCAGUUCGAGGCGGCGUGGGCUCUCACCAACAUUGCCUCAGGAACUUCAGAGCAGACCCGAGCUGUUGUGGAAGGGGGUGCCAUUCAUCCCUUGAUUGAACUCUUGUCUUCCUCCCACCUGGCCGUGUGUGAGCAGGCAGUGUGGGCACUUGGUAAUAUAGCCGGUGACGGCCCAAAAUUCAGAGACAAUAUCAUCUCCAACAAUGCCAUCCCAAAACUGCUCCAUCUUAUCUCAACAAACAUACCAAUCACAUUUCUUCGGAACAUUGCGUGGACUUUGUCCAACCUGUGCCGAAACAAGAAUCCCUACCCUUGCGAGCAGGCCGUGCUGCAGAUGCUGCCUGCCCUCUCUCGGCUCCUUCAGCAUCAUGACAACGAAAUCCUCUCAGACACCUGUUGGGCCCUGUCCUACCUCACAGAGGGCCACAAUGAGCGCAUCCAUCAUGUGGUGUCCACGGGUGUCCUGCCCAGGCUCGUAGAGCUCAUGACCAGCUCAGAACUCAUUGUCUUGACACCUUCUCUCCGCACAUUGGGUAACAUUGUCACAGGAACAGAUCUGCAGACCCAGAUGGCCAUUGAUGCUGGCAUGCUGAAGGUACUGGGUCAGCUCCUGAGACACCCAAAGUCCUCCAUCCAGAAGGAAGCUGCCUGGGCUGUGAGCAACGUGGCUGCUGGGCCCAGACACCACAUCCAGCAACUGAUCACGUGUAACCUGCUGCCCCCAUUGGUAGCCCUACUAAAAAACGCAGAAUUCAGGGUCCAGAAGGAAGCUGUGUGGGCCGUGGCAAACUUCGCAACAGGGGCCUCUCAGAGCCAGUUGAGCAUGCUUGUGCACUCAGGAGUCCUGGAGCCGCUGCUAAAUCUGCUCACUGCUCCAGACAUGAAGAUCAUCACCAUCGUCCUUGACAUCGUUUCUUACUUUCUCCAGGAGGCAGACAAGCUGCAUGAGAAGGAAAACCUGUGUCUUCUGAUAGAGGAAUUUGGCGGUAUUGGAAAAAUCGAGUCCUUACAGCUCCACCAGAAUUGUCAUAUUAGCCAGAGUGCCCUGAACAUUAUUGAGAAACACUUUGGUGAGGAAGAAGAUGUCCUCGUGAAGGAAGAAGAUGUCGUCAGUUUUCGCUACCGGGGGCCGAGAGUGUGAAUACACAAAGCACUUAGAAGACAGACCUCUCACAGCUGCCCAAUGACCAAGCCACACAGGGCUCACGCCUUUGAGAGGUGCCCCCUCCUCGAACUCGGUUCGUCACACACAAAGCUUUUAAAUCUUAA